CAGCCCUCAGACUGGGAUCAUGCCUCCAACUCAAGGCCCUCGGUGAUCGGGACCUGACCCCUCGAAUCGUUGUGUUAGACAGGAAGGUUCCAACAAAAGCCGAAGGAUUUCUCGCACUCGACCCGACUCCCCGUUUAUCUCCGCAGUGAGACAAGAUGAAGAUGGCAUGGGUGAUCAUACCCCAGGGGGAACAGGAACAACCACCACACGGAUAAGGGCUGAGGAGGCUAAUACCUCAGGCGAUGACCGCACAACACAGCCGCCCAUUGAACCGGGCGAGGCAGAAUCGGCCAUGGGUAUUGCUCGAAAGAUCUGUGAGCUCGGCAGUCAGCAUCUCGAUGAACAAACCACCUCUGCCAUUCCGGGUUACUCUGCCACUAACAGCGCGCCACUGGUACAAGAGUCUGUUGCGGAUCAUCGACGACCAAUCUCAUCUAUCUUCGGUCAGCCGUUCCCUUCCAUAGACCUCGUAUAUACCCUCUUGGAUGAAUACUUUGAUGCCGUUCAUUGGUUUUCGCUGGUGGUCCAUGAACCCAAGUUUCGCAGGAGACUCCAUUCUAUCGCCGAUGGGUGUGCUCAUCCCGCCCAACGCCCAUUUCUUCUUUUAUUAGCUGUUAUGCUCGGGAUGGCGGCGUGGUACCGAUCGCGACGCAGCGGUCCGGAUGCCGCCCAGGACUGGGGCCAAUGGAGUUCUAAUCUGCUCAAGCUAGCCGAGUCCAAUUUGAUGGAUAUGAUGGACCAGCCGUCUGUGCUCGCCGCUCAGACUUGCAUCCUCAUAGGAUCACACAACCUUUAUCAUGGUCGUCCCAAUCUUUCAUUCACCCUCCUCGGAGCUACCAUCAAGAUGGCGCAUGCGAUCGGCCUGCACCGGGAGCCCCCACAAGGAGACGUGGACGAGAUCGAAGAACGAAAACGAGUGUGGUGGACAAUUUAUACGUGGGAUAGAUUUGCUUCCAUCACCUAUGGAACGCCGUUGGGUAUUAACGACAAGGAUUGUAACCUGAGCAUGCCGGCGGAUGUCUUCGAGGAUCCAUCAUUUGGGGCGCCACGACCCGAUCACAGGGAGCCAAUCUGUUAUUCUCCAUAUCAACGGGAACUGAAUCGACUCUAUCUGAUUGCUUCACCUGCGCUGGAAACAAUUUUUGGUUCUCGAACCUCACAAACAUCCCAGGAGUUGGUCGGUGAUACCUUCGUAACCUUAGUCAAGCAGGCGACGGAAAAUCUACAAGUCUGGAGGCGGAGUCUACCUACCCACUUGGUUCUUGAUCUCCGGUACGAUUUUCAGAUGGAUGGCCGGCAGAGCUCAAAAGCGCACGCCCUACAGGCUUUGGCCCUGCAGUUGACAUACGACAACAUCUUGAUAGUCCUUCACCGUCCUCUGAUCGCGCGGCAGGUCGACCACCUCUCCACCAACAAACUCUCGCCGGGAGGAAGCGAGGUUGAUCCUACAGCUUUUCUAUCACCCCCCUUAUCCUCAGAGACCCCAUCUCGCUCACCCUUUGAAGCUACUCUGGUCAAGGCACAGACCGCCAGCUCCGAAUUCUGGAUGAAGGCCGCCGUCCGGACGUCGAGGGUGACGGAACAACCGGUACUCGCCCAGCUCGCUACCGACAGCCACCUGGUUGCCUUUUUAGCGAUUAGCCUCUUCAAUGCUGCCAUCGUGUUGGCUGUGAUGGCACUGUCAGACCCUUUGUCCGACACAGCGCAAGAAGUCAAGCGGACUAUGACUCGCAUCCUACGACUGCAGGACCUUUUGGGCAAGCGGUCGGCACUGUCGAAACAGAGUACCCAUGUCCUGAAAAAGGUCAUCACGAUGCUCCUUCGUCGAGAGUCCGCGGCCAUGCUAGCUCCCUUGACAGGCACUGCUGCAUUUAUAGAUUAUGAUUCGAACAAGCAGGCGCCUCCUGAAACCUACCCCAUGUCCGUUGAAGACACGCUUCGGUUACCACUGGACGCACCUUUAGACUUGUCGGAGCCGGUGAGUGACAGUCAGGGGGGCUCGGAUGUCAUUCGGACUCAUCGGCUGAACGAUAGCCUCACUUCCGUUCAAUAUUGUAAGCACCUUUUCCCCGGUGGUCUAGCAGGACAACUAAUAGCUACCGACUCAAGUAAUGGUUCCUGGCAAUGAUUGUACUCUCCACGUUCCAGUUCUCGGGGACAGUCAACGAGACCAUAUGCCUGUGUAUUCAGGCAUCCCGCCCACGGACCAAUGGCAACCCGCUGUUCAAAAUCCUUGGCAGAGUAGCUCACCAUCUGCUACGCAAGAGAGCCAUUACGGUAAUG
Molecule: messenger RNA, 2283 nt
Organism: Aspergillus sclerotioniger CBS 115572
Lineage: Eukaryota; Fungi; Ascomycota; Eurotiomycetes; Eurotiales; Aspergillaceae
Product: fungal specific transcription factor domain-containing protein
Exons: 1
Coding region: 167-2128 (653 amino acids)
Biological process (GO): DNA-templated transcription
Molecular function (GO): DNA binding; zinc ion binding
Source: RefSeq, a predicted model, not a curated record